CAACCUUGAAGUGUGCAAUCAGUGAUUACUAUACACUGGAUCACAUGUUGCCUGCUAGUGUUAUUAUAGUACAAUUACAAUAGUAGGCAGUAUUGAUUGUAGCUCCUGUCUACAGGGCUUGAAAAGACAAAAGAAUAUUUGUUAUUGUAAUAACAAGAAGAAAGGAAAAGGUGUCAUGGGAAAUGCUAAAAAGGAGAUUGGUUGCUGUGGACACGGGAUAAGGAUACUGUUUCUAAUCCUCAACAUAUUCUUUGUGCUAAUAGGCCUGGGGCUUGUAGCCGGUGGAAUAUACCUUGUAGUGGUAGGAGACACUUACAGCUUCAUCACUAACAAUACUUACGCUGCCGGGGCACCUAUUCUCAUCGUCUGUGGCGUAGUAACCCUCAUAAUAGCUAUUGUAGGACUAAUAGCCGCCAUUGGACUCUGGUGGCCACUGCUACUCAUAUAUAGUGUUGUCCUUGGUGUUGUAGUGAUCCUGGAGAUUGUGGCGGCAAUACUUGGUUUUGUAUUUCAAACACAGCUGGGAGAUUAUUAUGCUGAAGUGUUCAACAGGACAAUUCAUGAGUUUCAAAUUAAUGAAACCACUGAUGCCAUUAGCUUUGUGAAUUCCGUCCAAGAAGAAUUUGAGUGCUGUGGAGUGUUUGAACCUAGCGACUGGCUAACUACUAGCUAUUAUAUGGAGACAGGUGGAUUCCCUGACUCGUGUCUAUGUACAAACGGAACAUCAGGCUGCACUGUUGUUGAAGGAGCUAGCGUGUAUAGCCAAGGUUGUGAUGGAAGCUUUUUUGAGUUUGUAAGGAGCAAUGCAGCUGCUAUUGGUGGAAUAGGAUUAGCUUUUGGACUUUGUGAAAUAUUGGGUGUGGUUUUUGGCAUCAUUCUGUGUUGCUGUUUGUUCAGUAAAAGGAAUAGUGAUGAUUGGACACUUUUGUCUAAAAUGGCUGCAAGCAGUUUCAUGAAAAUUGUCUUUCUCUGUGUCCAGAUAUUUGUCAUACUACUCGGUUUAGGGCUGAUAAUAGUUGGAUCUUGGGCUGAGGUUGAGAGUAACAGAUACGAUGAGUUGGUGUCACUGAAAGAGCUACAGUACGGGCCGUACCUCGCCAUUGCUUCUGGCUGCGCACUGGUAGUGGUGUCUGUUAUCGGUAUAGUGGGGGCCUGCUGUGAAACGAAGAUAAACAAAUUCCUCCUCUCCUUUUUCAUAAUAUUAGUGUCGAUUAUUGCAGUCGGACAACUGGCCAGUGGAAUAUUGUCACUAGUUUACAGGGACCUUUCGGAAAGGUUAAUAAGAGAUGAGUUAAAUACAACAUUUUACCAGUAUGGCAACAUAUCAAUGAAUGACACUAGAGCUGCCUGGGACCACAUACAGUCCACUUUUCAGUGCUGUGGUGUCAAUGGUGUUAAUGAUUGGGUUGUUUUUAACGCUAAUUUCUCAUCAGUGAUUGAUCUGUACCCGACUUCAUGUUGUACUAAUACCACUAAUAAUAACUGUGGAAGAAUCACUGGCGUGAAUCAGAAUGUAUUCACUCAGGGGUGUCAAGAAGUCCUGGUAGAUAUUGCUCGAAGAAUAUUAUUAAUAUCAGGGACUGAAGCCUUUGUAUUUCUUAUUGGAGAGAUGUUCAUCAUAGCAACUACAGUAUUCUUACUGUGUCUCAGCGACUUUGACGACUAAAAAA
Molecule: messenger RNA, 1670 nt
Organism: Amphimedon queenslandica
Lineage: Eukaryota; Metazoa; Porifera; Demospongiae; Haplosclerida; Niphatidae
Exons: 15
Coding region: 176-1666 (496 amino acids)
Cellular component (GO): plasma membrane
Source: RefSeq, a predicted model, not a curated record